Messenger RNA from Marasmius oreades (fairy-ring Marasmius), 976 nucleotides. RefSeq lists its product as uncharacterized. The transcript has 4 exons. NCBI's taxonomy places the organism in Eukaryota, Fungi, Basidiomycota, Agaricomycetes, Agaricales, Marasmiaceae. The record is from RefSeq and is a predicted model, not a curated record. Gene Ontology annotation, molecular function: peroxidase activity. The coding region runs from base 62 to 910 and encodes 282 amino acids.
CCCGGCAGCGUAUAUAAGUCCAGUUGGGGGGCAAGGGAACAGACUAAAGCGUUCCUCGACCAUGAAGAUCCAACUUCCAGUUGCAUCCUUGUCCCUCGCGUAUUCUCUCGUCGCGGCCAGCACCGCCAGCCAACAGUUCAAAGCACGGGACGCUCACGACGAGAUAGACUGGAGUCAGCAUCAGUUUCAAGCCCCAACGACUACGGAUUCACGAGGUCCGUGUCCUGGGCUCAAUACGCUAGCAAACCAUGGAUUCCUCCCUCGCAACGGGAAAAAUCUCACCAUUCCUAUUGUCUUCCAGGGCGCGUUAGAUGGGUUCAACGUCCAUAAGGAACUCUUGAUCACAGCGGCCAAGGCAGCGCUGUUCACCUCUGAUCUCGACGAUCAAUUCGAGCUGGAGAACCUCUCCCUACAUGGCAACAUCGAGCAUGACGCGUCAUUAUCGCGGGAGGACCACGCAUUAGGCAACAACAACGUCUUCAACGAGACCAUAUUUACCACCUUGGCAAAUUCCAACCCAGGAUCAGACUUUUUCAACACGACGUCUGCAGGGCAAGUUCAAAAAGCUCGGCUUGACCAGUCACAAGCCAGUAAUCCUGCUUUUCGCAACACCAUUAAGGAAUUCGAGGUCAGAACGCGAGAAUCUUCGCUAUAUUUGCAAGUUAUGGGAGACCCUCUCACUGGCAUUGCGCCAAAGCAAUUCGUGAAUAUCUUCUUUAGGGAAGAGAGGAUGCCGUUGGAGGAAGGAUGGAGGAAGUCGAAUACACCAGUGACUGGACAGACAGAUGGACCGUUGUUUUCAGCAAUUGCAAGAGGCUCUCAGUGGCAGCCGAUUGCAGGCCAAUGUCCUUGGGUGACCCUAGCACAAGGUGCCCCAGACGAUCCAGUCAACGAUGGUAGUAUCUUGUAGUCCAAGUUUAAGUCUUCGAGUACUCUUCCAGGUAAUCCCAAAAAUCGAGUAGUAUAAAAAUGCGGG